AUGUCCUGCCAGCAGAACCAGCAGCAGUGUCAGCCCCCUGUCAAGUGCCCUUCCAAGUGUACUCUGAAAUGCCCCCCAAAGUGUCCAUCCCAGUGCACAGCACUAUGCCCAGUUUCUUCCUGCUGCAGCUCCAGCUCUGGGGGCUGCUGCAGCUCGGGAGGUGGUAGCUGCUGCCUGAGCCACUACAGGUGCCACAGGUCCCACUGCCACAGAUCCCAGAGCUCCAAUUGCUGUGAAUGUGAGCCUUCAUGGGGCUCCAGCUGCUGCCACAGCUCUGGGAGCUGCUGGGUCCAAGAACAGGUGAGAGCUGAGAAUACAUUUUUAGAACACCCGCAGCCCUCAAGAUCCAUCCAGAAUAUCUGCUACCUUUCCAAGCUUAAUCCGCUGGCCAUCAGAGGGCCUGUGACUCAGGAAAAUGUUGGGGAAAUGGCUCAAGUACCAACGGAAAUAAAGACAACUUUCCCUAGUGUCAAACUGAGAAGAGUCUAUGUAGAGAAAAUUCCAGACCCAGAUUGGACUGAGAUUCUGAUAACAGAGUGA
Molecule: messenger RNA, 540 nt
Organism: Piliocolobus tephrosceles (Ugandan red Colobus)
Lineage: Eukaryota; Metazoa; Chordata; Mammalia; Primates; Cercopithecidae
Product: late cornified envelope protein 2A-like
Exons: 2
Coding region: 1-540 (179 amino acids)
Biological process (GO): epidermis development
Source: RefSeq, a predicted model, not a curated record